AUGGCCAUUCGUCAUAUCUUUACAACAGCCAGUCUUGCACUGGCCCUCGUCAAAACAAAUGCUGAGAAUUCGGCUUCAGGAAAUUACGGAUACACGACUGCGUACGACUACAUCGUUGUAGGAGGAGGAGCUUCUGGAAUCAUCGCAGCUCAAAGAUUCGUAGAACGAGGGUCAUCUGUACUUCUUCUUGAGCGAGGUGGUCCUUCUUUCUUUUCAUCAGGCGGCAAUUACACUCUUUCGUGGAAUAAUACUGUCACUCCUUUCGACGUCCCAGCCCUCGGAGCUUCAAUCGGUGAUUUUCCCGGCCUUAAUGCGUUUUGCGACGAUACCCCCGACCUGUCGGGCUGUGUUUUGGGUGGCAGCACAGUCGUGAAUAGCUUGAACUACAUAAACCCAUCGCGUGAUGACUUUGAUGCGGUUUGGCCGGAAGGGUGGCGAUGGGACGAUAUUCAAACCUCAGCUGCGAAACUUUACAAGCGAAAUCCAGGAACCAUUACCCCAUCCUCAGAUGGCCGUUAUUACGAUUCCGCUGUGUAUAAUGUUCUAUCGAAAGAGCUUACUCAGGCAGGUUACAACUCGGUCAAUACUAUCGCGAAUCCGAACGAUAAACAGAAGAUCUACGGGCACAGCGCAGAAAACGUUAUUAAUGGACUUCGUGCUGGCCCCGUACGCACAUACUUGCCCUUGGCGCAGGGCAAGCCGAAUUUCAAACUUGAAUUACAUACAAGAGUUAUCCGUGCGGUCCGCAAGAAUUCGACAGUCACUGGCGUCGAAGUUAUCGACAAGAGCAAUCAGCGAAGGAUCAUUAACAUUAAGAAGGGCGGUAAAGUCAUUUUUGCUGCAGGCGCUAUGUCCACACCUCGCCUUCUCUUCAAUUCAGGUAUUGGCCCUAUCGCUCAAAUCAACGUUGCAAAGGCAGCCAAUGUCACACUUCCCGAUGAGAGUGUCUGGAUUAUAAGCCCUGUGGGCGUGCGAAUUCAGGAUCAUGCGGCUCUUUUUGCGACAUUCAACGUAACUGGUGGGAAUAUGAAAGGAUUGACUAACAGCGAAAUAAAAAAUCCUAGUCAAGAGAACAUCGAUCUGUUCGCGAAAGGCUCAGGCGUGCUCGCAGAAGCACCAUUCCGUCUCAACACAUUCAGGACCGUGACAACCAGCGAUGGCCACAAAAUCAUGAUUCAAACGCAUUGCUUCUCAAGAGCGAACAAUCAGAUCUCUGUCAUCUAUCAGGUUACAUUAGGAACCACAACAGUAGGCAGUAUGGCUAUGGACGCCGCCGGGAAAGCUAUUUACACCAAGAGUGCCCUACUGCAAACGGCUGCAGACAAAGAAGCCCUUGCCAUUGAACUCGACAACUGGCUCGCCAUCACCCGUACUCCAGGAUCAAGACUAGUAUACUCUGGCGGGCCAAAUACCAACGGCGCAGAAAUCAUUAAGAUGAACGGAAUUAGCACUGGAUACCAUGUCACAAGCUCUACAAUCAUGGGCACUGACGACGGUACCAAGGGCGGAAAAAGCGUCGUUGAUACAAACUGCAAAGUGUAUGGUACAGAUAACUUGUUUGUGAUUGAUCUUGGAAUCCACCCCAAGGUUCCGAGCGGAAACACCAUGGUUAUCACUAUGAUUGCGGCCGAACAUGCAGUUACGAAGAUUCUUGAGCUCGAAUCUAAGGCUGGUAGCUCUGGUUAA
Bipolaris victoriae FI3 is the source of this 1686-nucleotide messenger RNA. RefSeq names its product GMC oxidoreductase. Lineage: Eukaryota; Fungi; Ascomycota; Dothideomycetes; Pleosporales; Pleosporaceae. The transcript has a single exon. The coding region runs from base 1 to 1686 and encodes 561 amino acids. Gene Ontology annotation, molecular function: flavin adenine dinucleotide binding; oxidoreductase activity, acting on CH-OH group of donors. The record is from RefSeq and is a predicted model, not a curated record.